This is a messenger RNA of Miscanthus lutarioriparius, 297 nucleotides long. The record is from the annotation of a GenBank genome assembly. NCBI's taxonomy places the organism in Eukaryota, Viridiplantae, Streptophyta, Magnoliopsida, Poales, Poaceae.
AUGGAAGGGCUGAUCCCGUUCGUGAUUGACGCGAUCAGGAAGAGCCACGAGCGGAGCGGCUACCGCUCCGUCUCGUCGGACGGCGGCAGCUCCCGGGGCGGGGGCAGCAGGCGCCACCUCAUCGACUACUCGGAGCUGCCCGACGCCGCCGCGGCGAACGUCGGCGUCGACAGGCCGUCCGGCACGCUGCACCGCCGCGCGCGGUCGGGGGACGUGGAGACGAUGGCCGGGCGUCGCAACGAGGAGUACGCCAGGCCGGCGCCCAUGGUCGCCGGACCGGCUUAUCGCCGGAAAUAA